Molecule: messenger RNA, 1188 nt
Organism: Pelobates cultripes (western spadefoot toad)
Lineage: Eukaryota; Metazoa; Chordata; Amphibia; Anura; Pelobatidae
Source: the annotation of a GenBank genome assembly
AUGGCAUCAUUGAUGGAGGACUCCAUAUCUGUGUCUGCCACAUAUUUAGUGGAUGCCUCUCUUAGAGGCAGCCCCAUCAAUGUUAGAAAGCUCCAUAAGAGAGCUUUCCUUGCCAGGGAUCUAUCCUUUUCAUCUUCUGAGGAGGAUAUGGGCCCAGUUUUACGUAAAGAGAAUAAAGAGAGGCGGCUGGUCUCUUUUGCCAGUUCCUCAUGUGACUAAAAAUUUUCUGCUCCUCCUUCCCCGCAUACUUGUUUGAGUAAGCGAAAAAUUAAAAGGACAGGAUCCCAAAAGAGGAAUAGUGUGUUUCCCUCGUUUGAGCACCAGAAACACCUUCCAGAGAAAAAGGAUAAAUCUCGUUGGAGGUUAGCUAAUCCUUCUCCUUCCUCUUCUAGAGCGUUUGCUCAUUUUUCCUCCCAAAGCCGUUCCAGUUCUAGACACAGCUUUCCAGAAAUUGACUGGGUAUCUGAGGAAGUGGUACGUUCAGCAGCUUCCACUGAGCGAGGGAAACUUAGCAACGUUCAGAAGAGUAGAGUGAGCCUCCUAGGAAAGACUCUCCCAUCAAAAUUAUUUCACUCCAGAUGGGUUAUGGAACAUGACUCUGAGGUUAGAGAUUUUUCCAAACUAGCCUUCAGAUCCCCCUUGGUUAAGGAGGAUGACCUUCUCCUCAGGAACCACAUUGGUAUCACGGACAUCCAGUCUUUAAUGGCUCCUGAUGUAGUUCCUGCUCUGUUAUCUAUCACAGGGAGCAGUGUAUCUACAGAUCCCACAGACCAGACUUUUCAUAAUAUACAGUUUAAAAUUGCUGAUACUAUGGGCCCACUAUUACUGAUGCUAGAGAAAGCAGAAAAAGAAGGCAACGCUCAGAAACCUUCUGCUUCAUCUCUGCUGGCGUCUAAGAUGACUUUAUUGAAAACAUCCAGCGGGUCAGUGCUAAUUAUUGGCCAAUCCUUUAAUUACAUCUCAAACAUUCGCAGAACCCGCUGGCUCCACGCAGCAGGAAUGUCUGACCUAGCUCAUAAAUCACAUGAGUUCACAAAUUUGGAGGAUUUUUACCUUUUCAGUCCCUCGUUCAUUCAGAGGUUAAAGGCCAUUAUAAGGCAAAGAGAUCAUUUUCAGAGCUCAAAAAGUCCUUUCCUGGCUACAAGAAGCCCUUUCGGACAGAGGGUCACACCUAUCGGGCUGCAGUAG